This is a messenger RNA of Fundulus heteroclitus (mummichog), 1763 nucleotides long. It is a transcript of the gene ptdss2, whose product is annotated as phosphatidylserine synthase 2. Bases 276 to 1763 code for a protein of 495 amino acids. The record is from RefSeq and is a predicted model, not a curated record. Lineage: Eukaryota; Metazoa; Chordata; Actinopteri; Cyprinodontiformes; Fundulidae. Gene Ontology annotation, biological process: phosphatidylserine biosynthetic process. The transcript has 13 exons. Gene Ontology annotation, molecular function: L-serine-phosphatidylethanolamine phosphatidyltransferase activity.
CAAUCAGCGGCACGCGAUUGUGCUCGCCGACCGACCAUGCAGUUAAAUUGUCAACGGGGUCUGCUGCUCGUAGCUUCGGCAGCGGCACAGUCGGUCUGCGUGGACACAGCGAGGCUCUGAACAAGUUUCCCCACAGCAGCGACGCCUUCCGUCCCCCUCCACCUCCCCCAGCCUUUGUCGUAAUGUAACCAGCGGCAACAGCUCCUCAGCUCACCCGUAAAGCAGCCCGUUGAAGCACACAUUAACUCAGCUGCGCAGCGGGCGGUUGGUCGGGCAUGACCAAGUCCGAGUCGAAGAGAAGCGGCGCGUCCGCGAUCAGCGCCGCCGCCGCCGCCGAGCAGGUCAACAACGGCUCUCUGGACGCCGGCUUCCCGGAGCAGAGCCCCGCGGGCAAAGCCAAGGUGAUGAAGCAGACGUCCAGGGAGAGCCUGCAGCGGAGGAACACGGAGUGCGAGGUGUAUGACGACGGGACCAACACCUUUUUCUGGCGAGCCCACACCCUGACGGUGCUGUUCAUUCUGACCUGCGCCCUGGUCUACGUCACGCUGCUGGAGGAGACUCCUCAGGACACCGCCUACAACACUAAAAGGGGCAUCGUGGCCAGCAUCCUGGUGUUCCUCUGUUUCGGGGUAACGCAGGCCAAAGAUGGACCCUUCACCAGACCCCACCCAGCUUACUGGCGGUUCUGGCUUUGCGUCAGCGUCGCCUAUGAACUCUUCCUCAUCUUCAUCCUGUUUCAGACGGUGCACGAUGGACGACAGUUCAUGAAGUACAUCGACCCCAAACUAGGGGUGCCUCUGCCUGAGCGCGACUAUGGAGGGAACUGCCUGAUCUACGACCCGGGGAACACUACAGAUCCCUUUCACAACGUCUGGGAUAAGAUGGAUGGCUUCGUUCCAGCUCACUUCCUGGGAUGGUACAUAAAGACUCUGAUGAUUCGGGACUGGUGGAUGUGCAUGAUCAUCAGCGUCAUGUUUGAGUUCCUGGAAUACAGCCUGGAGCACCAGCUGCCAAACUUCUCAGAGUGCUGGUGGGACCAUUGGAUCAUGGAUGUGUUGUUGUGCAACAGUCUGGGGAUCUACUGCGGCAUGAAGACGCUGGCUUGGCUGUCGAUGAAGCCGUACCAGUGGCAGGGCCUCUGGAACAUUCCUACAUACAAGGGGAAGAUAAAGCGGAUAGCAUUCCAGUUCACGCCAUACAGCUGGGUGAAGUUUGAGUGGAAGCCGGCUUCAAACCUUCGGCGCUGGCUCGCUGUCUUAGGGAUCAUCUUCAUGUUCCUGUUGGCGGAGCUGAACACCUUCUACCUGAAGUUUGUGCUGUGGAUGCCUCCCGAACACUACCUGGUGCUGCUCCGCCUCGUCUUCUUCGUCAACGUGGGAGGAGUCGCCAUGAGGGAGAUCUACGACUUCAUGGAUGACCCGACGUUCCACAAAAAGCUGGGCCAGCAGGCGUGGCUGGUGUCGACGAUAACCGUGACAGAGUUCCUCAUCGUGCUCAAGUACGACCCCCACACCCUCACGCUGCCCAUCCCCUUCUCGGUCAUGCAGUGCUGGUUCCUGGGGAUCCUCCUCAUCCUCAUCUGGACCCUGUGGAGGUUCUUCAUCCGCGACAUCACGCUCCGCUACAAAGAGACCCGGCGGCGCAAACAGGAAGCGCCCGUCGACUGGGACCGCCAGCUGGGCAACGGCAGCACGGCGGCGGCGGCGUCGGGCCGCAGCAAACUGAACGGCAGCUCCGAGACGCUGCGGCAGAGGAAGUCCUGA